Columba livia (rock pigeon) is the source of this 2590-nucleotide messenger RNA. RefSeq lists its product as uncharacterized. Gene Ontology annotation, cellular component: THO complex part of transcription export complex. Gene Ontology annotation, biological process: regulation of DNA-templated transcription elongation; signal transduction; mRNA export from nucleus. NCBI's taxonomy places the organism in Eukaryota, Metazoa, Chordata, Aves, Columbiformes, Columbidae. Bases 78 to 1598 code for a protein of 506 amino acids. The transcript has 16 exons. Gene Ontology annotation, molecular function: protein binding. The record is from RefSeq and is a predicted model, not a curated record.
CCGCCCCCCGCGCUCGGAGGUGGCGCGCCCCCCGCGCGGGGAGGCGGCGCUUCCCCCGCCGCGCCGCUCCCGCCGCGAUGUCCCGCCGCGGGCAGGAGCCCGACAGCGGAGCUGAGUCCCUCUCUUCAGAUGAAAAAGAGGUGGCGGCCGGGAGCACGGAGGGAGAGGAGGGAGAGGGCUCGGCCGAGGAGCAGCCAACGGGAGAAGACAGUUCCGAAAACAGCUCCAGCAGUAGCUCGGGAGAGGAGUCAGAUGCAGAGGAGCUGGAUGGAAGCAAGUCGGGUGAAGAACAGGAGGAGAAGGAAUCGCCACCGCGCUGCAAUGAGUCAGGAGUGAACUGUCUGCCACCCUGUGAGCACUGCAGAAAUGAAAAUGACCAGAAGGAGCAAGUGGCCCCCAGGAAGCUUUCUGGAGGUCAAUAUAUGAUGCAGCUGGACGCAGAGGGGAAUUACCAAUGCAGCCUCACGGGCUUGAUUUUUGAGGUAACAGGGGCCGUCAAAAUCACAUAUUCCCUCCUAUCCUGGAGCAAAUACGCCAACCUCGUGGAAAAGCCGUGGAUCGUGGGCGGCCCCCUCUUCGACGUGCACUGCAACCCGGCCCCCGCGCUCACCUCCAUCCAGUUUCCCCACUCGCUGUGCCUCGGCGAUCAUGGCGCCGGCCUGGCCUUCAGGGUUUUGCACAUCAAAAGCGAGGGCCCGGCCAUCGAGCCCUCCGCUGACUACUCGGCGUCUCAUGUGAAGUGGCUGGUGAGCUCGCUGUCCCCGGUGGGACCGCUCAUCCAGAGCCUGGAGCCGGUGCAGUACCACGGCGCCGUCAUCCUCUACAAAGCCGUGGACGAGCAUCCUUCCUUAUCCUUUCGGGUCUACGUGGCUACGAACAACGACUCCUUUAUAAAGGAUAUCUCAAGAGCCGUAAAAUAUUCAAAUAAGAAAUUCAUUAGAAUUGACAAGCCCCCUGUAUGCCAAAAAUUACUUCAGAACGGAAAGAGGUAUAGAUUAGUCUGUGAGCCAGAAGCUGAAAUAACUCCAGAGGAAAUUGAAUUUGUUGACGGAUCUCUCUUGAAACUAAAAAGUUACAUUGAAGUUUAUUUGGAGAAACCCGACGACUUCACGUUGUCUUUGGUUGAGCUGGAGUCUGAUGCGACCGUCUGGAAAGCAAAACUAAGAGAGAGUGACUGGAUACAUUACGACCAGAACAAAAACGAGCAGAAAAGAAGCACAGCCAGUGUCAAAAGACGGAAACCAGCCAUCAGCAUUUUGGAAGAACACGACCUCUGUAGCAAAAAGCAAAAAACCGGCAAUACUGCAGAUGGGAUCGAAACAAAAAUCUUAACGGAUCAACAGCUGAUGGUGAUCGCCAAGUUGCUUGGGAGGCAGUGGAGAGAAAUCGCCAUCGAGUGUCUGCAGGUGGAAAUGAAAGACAUCGAGCAGAUUCAGGCAACGGAGGAUGAAGUUAAUAUGCAGAAAUUUAAGUUGUUAAGCAAGUGGAGAGACAGAGAGCAAAGCAACGGGACCGCUGAAGCUUUGUGCAAAAGUCUCUAUGAAAAAGUGUCCUAUGAGGUAGUCCAAGCCCUACAAGGUUUCUCGGCUCGGCACUGAGCUGGAGGAGCGUGGUGGGAGCUGAGAUCUGUGAAGCAUCAUCACUCAGUGGGAAGUUGAGACAGGAUCUUCGCCAGAAAUGUGAACGAAACUUUUCUUGGAUAUAAGCACACGUAAGACUUUCAGGAACAAAUUACUCAGGCGGUGGAUCCCGGCAUCGGGAGUGCCGGGUUUAAUGGGUGGGGAAACCCAACACUGCUGUCCAGCUUUGUCUCAUUUGAGCCAGGCCUAAAAGACGUGAACACGGGGAGAAACCGGCUUGCUCUUUUCAGGUGAAUGAUCGUUAUUCGGAAACGUUUUAAUUUACAUCAGGGAAAGACAGGGAGAAAAGUUGCGUAGAAACUUUCGUCCCCUUAAAAAAAAUAUUGAACUGCCAAAAUCAUGAGGUACUUUGUAUUUCUCACAAAUGUCCAAGAUCAGGGAAGGAUAAUCCUAAACUUGCAGAUAAAUUCCUUUGCAUAAUCACUGUAUAUAUACAUAAUUACUGUAUAUACUUGUGUACAUUCAGUCCUUGUUAAGCUAUGGUUCUGUUGUCUAAAAACCCGAAGACUGGUUUUACGGGAGCACCACUAUUAACUCCAGGCAGCUUUGAAUUUUCCCUGGGAAUUUCUUCUUCACUCUUUUCUGUAUAGUCUGUCUCAGUUUUUAUGAGAUAAGUUUUUAUGUUGUAUAUUUUUGUUUUUGUAUGAUAAACUUUUUAUACUUUUUUUUUACUUGAUUGAUUUUAACUUGGAUAGAAUUAGGUGCUUAAACUGAAAUGGGAGGAGGCAAAAUCUCUGCGAAGGCUGUUCCUCUGUCGGCAAUGUAUGUACUAUGGAAAUGGAAAAGAUUUGGAGAUAAUGUUAUUUACAGAAGAGACAGGCGACCUGAUACAGGAGAUUGUCUUGUUUUUAAAGGCACGGGAUUCUUGCGAUCAUCUUCCUCUGCGUAUGUUUAUGAACAAAAAAGCAUACUUUUAAAAAAAUAAGGAUUAAAAAGGAAACAUUUACACU